Cloeon dipterum is the source of this 2702-nucleotide messenger RNA. RefSeq lists its product as uncharacterized. The record is from RefSeq and is a predicted model, not a curated record. Bases 302 to 2467 code for a protein of 721 amino acids. The transcript has 12 exons. Lineage: Eukaryota; Metazoa; Arthropoda; Insecta; Ephemeroptera; Baetidae.
AUUUCUUCACACUCCUUCACUUCUGCUUGAAACUGUUCACAGUGAAGACAAGCGCAGCGUGACUGUGUCGUGCUAUCACCUUUUGGCGUGUUUUUAAUCGUUACUCACACCACUUAUCGUUGCACAGCACAGGUAUAUAAUACGGUACUUCCGUUGUCUGCAAUGAGAAAGAGUUAAGAAAUGGUUUCACCUGUCGAUUCGCUCAAGACUAGAAAAGCUAUCUACUAGUAACGGUUGGUAUGAUCUUAGCUUUGAUGUCCACUGACAUUAUAAGUGUAACUCUGGCUGCAUAUUCAUUGCAAUGGAUAUUAAAACCAUUAAAACAGAGGAAAUCUGGGAGGUGGACUUGGAUCCAGACGCAGAGCCAACCUUAUUCUUUGCCUCAGAAAGAAUGGGACCAGUUUGUGGAUUUUGCGAUCAGAUAUUGCAAAAUGAGUGCGAAUUGCUCCAACAUGCCCACUCAGAGCAUGACAUCAGCCCGGAUGUGUUUGACGGAGUAGAUUUGCGCGACGCAGCUGCAGUGCAAGAAGCAUUCCUGAAUGUUGCCAAUUUGCGGAAUGAGUUUGUUUCUCUUGGGGAGGUGGAGCGCUGUCAUCAAUGUGGGUUCCUGUCCACUUCAGCCAAUGUCUUCGCCGCUCACAAAUGUUUGUUGGCUGAACCGACUAAAGAUCCAUCUGUCAUCGUUCAUCCCAGAGAACCACUCCCUGUUCCCCCACCUUACCAGAAUCCAAAUAAUGUUCUAAACGAAAAUUUGAGAAAUGCCCAACGGAACAUCAUAAGUACUAAGAUAAAUCAAGUGAUCAAUUCAACUGCUAAACCACAUCUGGUUAAUAGAAUAAUAAAACCACUUGCCAAACCACAGGUCGAGCUAACUGUUGGCAAUGUCAUUGAAAUGGCUCUUGUUGAGACUGUUGUGAAUGCUGGCCUGAAAGUAAGACCACCUGAUGUUUACGACGAACAUAGAGCUGUUGAGAUGGUGUACAGUCUGUGCCAGACUCCACAGAGGUACAUGGCUGAACAACUGCGCAACAUUCCCGCAGACACGUGUUUGCAGCUCUUGCACUUGCUACGCAAUCGACGCGUUCGUGUACCAGCUCAUGAGACUGUUUCUGACCUCAUCAAAUACAGUGUUGAGGGAAACAGGAACAACAAUUUGAUUCAAAGGAUGCCAGUUCCAACUGUUGACUGUCCCAACAUGCCUGUCCUGCAACAGCAGCUGAUGCUCAACGAUUUUAGGCAUAUGGUGGCACAAUCCCAGCUGAAUGUCACACAACCUCAUCUAAUUGCCACACAGCACAAGCCAAUUGAAACUAAUCCCAAGAAGAAGGUCGUGGAAUUGCGACCCAAGAGGCCACAUGUUACAAAUCCACCAGCAAUGACCAUGAGAACACCUUCAAGUCCAAAAUCUGAGUGCCCUAUUACUCAGGCAAGCACGCCAGCAAUUAUGGUAAUCACGUUGGACGACUUCCCAGAGAAAACACCACCAUCUAUAAAAUCAUUAAAAGAGGAAUGUAUGACUUGCGUUGACUGCUUCCGCUCGUUUGAAAGCAAAUUCACUUUCGUCAAGCACUUACAGUGGCAGUCCUUUUCGCAAAAAAACCCUAUUCCCCUCAAAUGCCGGUUUUGCUCACCACUGAACCGCAAGUCCUUCUUUUGUGAAAAGGGACUGAAGAAGCACAUUUAUCUCUAUCACACAAAAGAAGUAAACAAGGACAAGAACACGCAUUAUUCGGUAGAUGGGAGUAUCCAUGAAAUCUAUAAGUGUCUCCACUGUAAGAGAAAACGCGAUUUCAAAUCCCUGGCGAUAAUGAUACAUCACCUCAAGGUGUGCUGCAGAAAAAAAAAUGACUGUAACAUAUGUCCUGAUUAUGUAAAGAAUUUGAGAUCACCGAGAAAACAGAAGUACCCUGUUGUGAAAAAGACUGCAACAAAAUCAAAGAAUGCUAAGAAUGUGUUGAAGGUGGUAGUUCCCAAAACUAAGGGCAAGAUAAUAUCUUCGCUUGAAAGAAGUUUUAUGAUCAAAGAAGAGAUUGAUCACAAGCUGAACAAAGAGGACAUUUGUAUACGCCCGGAAUUUGCAUUUGUUGCUGUUAAGAGUGAUCCCAGUGCUCAAAUGAUGGAGGAAGAAAUUUCAGAAAUUUCCCAGCUAUGUAUGAAAUCUGCGCAAACUUUUGAAUGCGUUUCAUGCGACUUGCAAGAGUUGAGCCCAAUCAGACUGAGAUCCCAUUUCCUAAGAGAACACCCACAUUCUAUAGAAGAAUUUCAGAUGAGCAUCAGUCGGUGUGGGAGCGUGAGUGCUCGCUGGGUUUGUCCUCUCUGUGGAAACAUUUUCGCCACAGAGGAAGCUUUCUUGGGCCAUGUAGGUCAGCAUGGGGUGGACCGCCAAGAUUUAUUGGCGCGCGUGGAUGAUCUAAGAUUCUUGCCAACCUUGCGAUCCACACUAUUUUCUUUGAAAACCAAGAAAUAAAUUUCUUUUCGGAGAAAUCCUUUGAUCUCGUUUACGCUGCUAUCCAUCCAAUCAAGCAAUACUAUAUAUAUACACGAGCUUUUUGCAUUAAGUUACCUGUUACCCUAACUCUAUGUAAAAGCAGCAAUGAGAUGUAACAACUGGAAGUCUUACAUGUUUUGUGUAUUUUUAAAUUUCAUUUCCAAUCAAAAGAAAAAGACCUGUAUGAUAAUAAAAAGUAACUAUAACUUGUGAA